ACUAUUGAACACAACUAUAUUGGGGUCGCGGGAAGGCCCUAGCCCUAGCUACGCCGUACCACAUGCGUAAGCGCGUAACAUUACGCACUCCCCCAAGCUUACGUUUGGCUCAACCUUUGUCACUCAUAGCACCCACUAGCCUUCAUAUAAAAGGAAUCCUUCUUGUGCAGCGUUAGAACAAUUUGUGCAUAGCCCUUUCGUUUCCUAUCGAGAACAUCCUCUACAGAAAGACGCUAUGUCAGACGUAGAGGUCAUCGGCGCCGGCUUCGGGCGGACUGGGACGUUAAGUCUGUACACGGCGCUCAACCGCCUGGGCUACAAGACACAUCACAUGAAGGAGGUGAUCAUGACCGGCACAGCAUCCGGAUGGCUACAAGCCGCCCGCGACCGCGCCGCUGGCCGCCCCAUCAACUGGGAUUCAAUCCUUGGCGGCUACACCGCCACUGUUGAUUGGCCCGCGGCCGCUUUCUACAGCGAACUCCUCGCAGCAAACCCAAAUGCCAAAGUCAUCCUGACAUUGCGUGACUUCGACAGCUGGUACGAGAGCGCUCUGGCCACCGUGUAUACGAUGGGCGAGUGCGGCAGCAGCAUCCGGCCGCCUGCCUACCUGGCUCCGCUGUUCCGCCCCCUGACGAACCUCUUCAGCAUGAACGACCUGAUGUUUAAAGACGGCAUCUUCGAGGGGCGCUUCUUGGAUAAGGAAUUCGUACGGAAGGUGUACGAGUCCCACCAUGCUGAGGUACGGCGUGUCGUACCGCCCGGGCAGCUGCUGGAGUUCCACGUGAAGGAGGGCUGGGGGCCGCUGUGCGCCUUCCUGGGCAAACCCGUGCCGGAGGGGGAGCCCUUCCCGCGCGUCAACGACACGGCGGAGUUCCUGGGCAACAUCGCGAAGGUUCGCAAGCUAGCCCGGGUGCUGUCGGUGUUCUUCGCCGCCAGCAAUGCGGCGCUGGUGGCGGCGGCGGCGGCGUCCGUUGUGGCGGCGGUGCAGGCGAUUCGCAACCGGUUGUGAGACCGGUUGGAGCUCCGAGCGAGGGGUGGCGCAUGUGCAACCUGCUGCCUGACUUGAACCAUGGUUAGGGUGAUUGUUAUCUUGGUUAUCUGUUAGGUUGGUUGUACGGCGGUUAUAUUUAAUAAGGGCUUUGCCUUUCAAGCAACGCCUUAGGGCUGCUGCCAGGUUAGCAGGGUAAACACAAUCCUAUGCUGCAAGAAGCGCCAAAGCGCCCCGGAGGACAGCGUGCGGCUUGGAAGGACAAGGGCAAAGAGGGCUGCGCCCCGAAGGCCUUGGUUGCUUGCGUUGCAGUUCCAUUACUCUGCGGCUGCUGGGUGUUGUGAUUCGUGGUUUCGGCUCUUGAGCUCUUGAGGACGCAGCUAGGGAGUCGAGGUGUGUGUGUACAGAGCGGUACAGCUGUACUGUAUAGGCAGGAGUGAAGUGAUUCGUGAUUUGUGAACUGAUGUGGCAUGUGCAGAAGAUUGAGCAUUGAGGGGAUAUAUUCAGCAUUUGAGUAUUCAUGCAUGCAUGCAUGACGCGUGCGAAAAAGCAAUCACGGUCCUCCUCCUUUUUGAGCUCCACUCUGGCAGUUGUCGCGUCCCUCGCUUGCAUGUCGCCCUUGACACGCAUGUUGCAUGCACCUAAGAGCCAUGGAGCCUGCCCCGCUGUGAUGCCAUCAGAUAGUGCCGGCAGCCUGCCACUGCACUCGCCAGUACAACCUCUGCUCCAUACACAGGCAGCAAGUGUACGGCAUGACUUCGGCGCAUAUUGUAACAAUCACUUGCUCG
Messenger RNA from Astrephomene gubernaculifera, 1776 nucleotides. NCBI's taxonomy places the organism in Eukaryota, Viridiplantae, Chlorophyta, Chlorophyceae, Chlamydomonadales, Astrephomenaceae. The record is from the annotation of a GenBank genome assembly.